This is a messenger RNA of Elaeis guineensis (African oil palm), 1028 nucleotides long. Its product is annotated as glycolipid transfer protein 1. The record is from RefSeq and is a predicted model, not a curated record. Gene Ontology annotation, cellular component: cytoplasm; membrane; cytosol. Lineage: Eukaryota; Viridiplantae; Streptophyta; Magnoliopsida; Arecales; Arecaceae. Gene Ontology annotation, molecular function: ceramide 1-phosphate transfer activity; ceramide 1-phosphate binding. Gene Ontology annotation, biological process: ceramide transport; intermembrane lipid transfer.
UCGGAAUUAGAUUUAUCGGACCGGUUUCGAUCGAGAGUGCUACAUAAAUUAUUGAUCUCUUUCCUUUCUGCCAGGUCGGCGUUUGAAGGCAGAGAGCUCGGCGACUCCGUGGGUUUCGUGGCGAAUCGCCGGAGAUCUGUUGCUCGCGAAACGGUUAGUAGCUGGGGGAAGGAUCGGAGAGUGGAGAUGGAGGGGACCGUGUUCACCCCCUCGUUGGAGGGAAUCAAGCAUGUCCGGUCAGAGGACGGGGUAAUGCUCACCAAGCCUUUUCUGGAUGUCUGCAAGCUCAUCCUGCCUGUGUUAGAUAAAUUUGGAGCUGCUAUGUCACUUGUAAAGUCAGAUAUAGGAGGCAACAUAACGAGGCUGGAAACUAAAUAUGCGUCUGAUCCUUCAAAAUUUGAACACCUCUACAGCAUGGUGCAAGUAGAAGUAGAAUCUAAAACAGCUAAAGGUUCUUCAAGCUGCACCAAUGGUCUUCUGUGGUUAACGAGGGCCAUGGACUUUUUGGUGGAACUAUUCCGUAACUUGCUUGAGCAUCCCGAUUGGACAAUGUCACAGGCCUGCACAGAUUCCUACAGCAAGACCUUAAAGAAAUGGCAUGGCUGGCUUGCUAGUUCUAGCUUUACGGUUGCCAUGAAACUUGCUCCAGAGAGGAAGAAAUUCAUGGAGGUUAUUGGUGGCUCAGGUGACAUAAAUGCAGACAUAGAGAAAUUCUGCACAACCUUUGCUCCUCUUCUUGCAGAGAACCACAAGUUUUUGGCUAGUGUUGGUCUGGAUGAUCUUAAGGCUUCUUGAUGGAGAAAUCCUCCUGUCACGGUCUUAUAUCUUGCGAUCUCUUUUUUGCUGCCAAUUAUAUUUCACUUUUGUUUAAAGGAAAAUAUUGGACGGUAAAUAACGCAUCCAUAUAGGUAUUCUCUUAUUCACUUUAUGAGCAGGAGCACGCGGCUUUCUUAUAAUAAAACUGGCAUUGCAAAUAACAAACAAUUCUCUGGUCAUAUUUUCUUUAUGGUUGAUGCAUAGCUAAUUUU